GUAAUCAAGUGUGGUAGUUUAUUUGUUUUCUUCUAUAAAAACUUAGUUUACAGUCGUUGUUAUUCAAUUGGUGUGAUUUUUCGCAACUCGGUUUCUGUGCUGUGUGUUUUCGUCCGUAAAAAAGUCCAUCAUGCCGAAGAAGGUCAAGAAGGGAAAGGGGAAAGGAAAAGGCAAGGGAAAAGGAAAAGGGAAAAAGAAGGACAAGAAGUUCUCCGAUACAGCCAUGGUCGUUGCCAACACAAGAAUCUGGGAGGCUCGAUUGGACGCCACUGAGAAAUCACGCCAAGAAUUUCGGGAGAAUGCCAAGCACUUGUCAUUGGAGAAUGAAUUGUUGCAGCAUAACAUGCUACAAUCAGAGAAAGAUACUAUAGAUGUGAUAACCUACUUGAAGAAAGAGGACCAUUCCAAGGAAGAAUUAAUUGCCAAGUUGCAGAAACAACUUAAGGACACCCGGAGAGAAUCUAGAAAAGAAAAACAACACAUUAUUGAAGAUUUCACCACAAGACUGAACCAGCUUGAGAGCAAUCUUACAGAGAAGACUGAUGAAGUGAAGAUGAUGCAGAGUGAGCUCAAACUUGUCAAGGAAUUCAGACGGAAACGAGGACAAAUGCAGAAAGAACUGGAUGAGAUCAAAGAUGAAAUGUUCUUGACCAACAAAGAGCACGUGGAGCAGUUGCAGCGAAUGGAACAUAAGUUCUUCGAGGAGAAGAUCCGAUUGCAGCAAGAAGCCAGCCAAAAGAUUGCAGAGCUGGCUGAACGAGCUCAUACAGAGGCAAUAAGUGAGCUUGAUGAGACAACUCGCUCAGUCUACAAAGAGAAUGUCCGAGUCACUGAGGCGUUGAAUUACCACAUGAAGGAAUCAGACGAGUUGAAGCUUGAGAGAGACACCCUACUCAAAGAGAACAAGAAACUGAAGGGAGAUAAAGAGUUGAAUGAACUCAUGAUCCAGGAGAAAGUGGUGCAGAAUGUUAAACUGAAGGAGCAACUUAAACAAUCCCAGAAUAAGAUAGAGAGCCUGGAGGUCUCUUUGAGCCACGUGGUGCGUGAGUUUGAGCAGGAGAGGCAGAUCGUCGUCAGGAAAGCACACGUAGAGACGGAGGCUGGACGUGUAGAGAUCACUAAGCUGAUGAGGACCAUUGAGUUACAGAGUAAAGAGAUGAAGAAAGUUAAGAGACUAGCUAAGACUAUCCUGGAUCAGAGGACAGAAAUGGAGCAGUUUUUCCUCGACUCCUUGGAGACAGUUAAGAAGGAGAUCAUUGCUAACCGAUCCAAGUAUCUCAAAGAUGCAGCAGCAAUGUACCAUAAGAGAAUGCUGGACGCUCACGCCACCAAAGGAGACUAUCCCAAAGUUCGGACCUUCAAGGCGUCUGAUAUGAGCACUAAUAGUGUUUACUCGGACCUCAAAGCGGCUGAGGCUUGGACUGGACUUGGUGGUAAGAUUGAUGUGAGUGAGCUUACAUGGGAACAGCGUGAGCGAGUGCUUAGGUUACUCUUUGCUAAGAUGAACGGCUCACGAGUAAACGCUAGACCACCUAAAAACCUGGGUCCCUCAGCCCUGCAUAGACACCCUGUGAGCAUCAGUGACAAGGAGACUGCCAGCCUUGCCAUUGAGGGACCUCUACCGUCUGAACCAGGUACCUUCAUAACACAGCAUACAGCAGAUGACUUACACUCACACCCCAGACUGCAAGAGUCAGCCAAUAAGAGGGGUAGUACCCCAGUGCUUCCAGACCUUGCCCAGUUAUCUCUCACUGUGGCACCCCUAGACACCAGACAAGAACCUGCUGCUGCUGGUGCUUCUUAAAUAGUCCGAUUGAAGAGAAGAAUCUAUGAAACUCCGUCCAUCAUUUGGGUCCAAUUUCAUGGCUCUACUGUAAGCAAAUAAUCAGCGCUUGCGGAAGCAGGGAAUUUCUGCACUUAUGUCUUGGGUUAGAGUGGAAUUUCGGAUUUUGCACGUGCAUGCUCCACAAAGAAAUUUGUCACUUGUCGUGCGAGCGGAGAAUGGUGAUCGUAAGCGCAGUAUUGGGCGGUAAUUAGAGCCAUGCAGUUGGGCCCUGGUUUGUAAAUAAACUCAUACAAGUUAUGCAAAUGAGAUCUCUACUCUGUCAAAUCGCAAAAACCACUGUAUCGUGCCUUCAAUGUACAUGUACAUGUACAAUUAACACUAUUUUAACUAGUGAACUA
Messenger RNA from Asterias rubens (European starfish), 2184 nucleotides. RefSeq names its product basal body-orientation factor 1-like. The record is from RefSeq and is a predicted model, not a curated record. Bases 131 to 1804 code for a protein of 557 amino acids. Lineage: Eukaryota; Metazoa; Echinodermata; Asteroidea; Forcipulatida; Asteriidae. The transcript has 11 exons.